Molecule: messenger RNA, 4490 nt
Organism: Myxocyprinus asiaticus (Chinese sucker)
Lineage: Eukaryota; Metazoa; Chordata; Actinopteri; Cypriniformes; Catostomidae
Product: condensin complex subunit 1-like
Exons: 32
Coding region: 138-4310 (1390 amino acids)
Biological process (GO): mitotic chromosome condensation; mitotic cell cycle; meiotic chromosome condensation
Cellular component (GO): condensed chromosome, centromeric region; nucleus
Molecular function (GO): histone binding
Source: RefSeq, a predicted model, not a curated record
CGUACUUCCUUUGGCGCGUUGUGUGAAAUUCAAAGCUGCGACUUGAACCGUUCAGUUCGGUUUAGGCGAAAGGUCUCUGCGGAUUAAUUUAUCUGUUAAAGAUUUAUUCAGAGUACAUUUCUCAUCGUUGUUCAGGGAUGUCGUGGGAUUUUAUCGUACCGGUUUGUUUGGAUGAUCUUGUAAAGUCUGGAGCAGUGAACCAGUAUGUGGUGCAGGAUGUGCUGUCUGCUAAACACCUCCCCUCUCACCUCAACAGUAUGAAAGCAGCAUUGAGAAGCCAGGGGCCACUAUGCAUCCUUGAACAUUUUGACACAGUGUACAGUGUACUGAAACAUUGUCGCACAGUGGAUGUGGCGGUGAAAGAAGACACACUUGAGUUGCUGAUACAAGUGGUCAGGGGACUGUCCGUCUCUCUACCUACCCUCCUCCUGUCUGGGUCCCUGUCAUCUGUAGACCGUAAACAACAGCUCAACGCUGUCAAGAUGAGCGUUUUUCUCCUUUGCAAGCUCACAGAGACACUUGAAAGUGAUUCCUAUAGGGAGAAUAUUGUCACUGUGCCCAGCAAGGGUCGUAAGAAGGAUAAAGUGGCUGGGAAAGGUCUUCUGCAGUGGGACAGUGACAGAGAGACAGUUCUUCAGUGUUUGACUCAGCUGCUGCAGCUGGACAUUCGCACACUGUGGAGUCUGUCUUUAGUUGAGGAGGAGUUUGUCAGUUGUGUGACAUGCUGCUGCUAUAAACUCUUGGAAAACCCCACCAUAAGCCACAUGAAGAGCAAAUCCACCAGAGAGGCCAUCAUCCAUGUGCUAGGAAUCAUGGUAAAGAAAUACAACCACAUGUUGGGAGCAUGUGUGAAGGUGAUUCAGCUCUUGCAGCACUUUGAGCAGCUGGCGUCGGUGUGUGCCCAAGCUGUGGCUGCCUGGAGCACAGAAUACGGGGUCAAGGCCAUCGUUGGAGAGAUCAUGAGAGAGAUUGGUCAGAAGUCGAGUGAGGAGCUAGUCAGAGAAGGUUCAGGUGUAAAGGCUUUCUCCAGCUUUCUGUCUGAACUCGGAACUUUGGUACCUGAGACCAUGAUCCCCAACAUCAGUGUUCUUCUGACACACCUGGAAGGAGAGAGUCCGAGUCUGCGUGUGGCCGUGUGUGAGAUUCUUGGUGAGGUUCUGGUGCGGGUUUUGACUGGUGAUAAACUGGAUGAGUUGGCUCGCGCGGACCGAGAUCGUUUCCUGGACACGCUGCAGGAGCAUAUUCAUGAUGCACAUUCACACGUCAGAGCCCGUGUGCUGCAGGUCUACACGCGUAUCGUCAACAGCAAGGCCUUACCAUUGUGCAGGUACACUGAGGUUAUGGAGCUAACCGUUGGUCGUCUUGGUGAUAAAUCUGUUCAUGUGUGCAAGAGUGCCAUCCAGCUGCUGGCUGCCUUCAUUGCUCAUAACCCAUACAGCUGCAAGCUGAGUAGCAUGGACCUGAAGAAGCCUCUGGAAAAAGAGACAACCAAACUAAAAGAGAUGAGAGAUGCACAGAGAGAGCAAGAGCCUGUUGCAGUGAUCACAGCAGCUGAUCUUUGGGAUGCGAUGAUGCCUGAGGUGGAGCUGACAGUGAUUGCACAGCUGGAGCCCAGCAGUGAGGAAGAGGGUGAUAAAGAAGAGGAUGUAGAGCCAGAGGGAGAGGAAGGGAGGAGCGACAGAGACACUGCUGUCCAUAUCGCACAGCUUCUCAGAGAAAACAAGUACAGGCAGGCGGUUAGUCUGUGUGUGCGGGCUCACUCACUGUUCCCAGAGUCUCCAUUCUUCUCUGCUCUGGCUGACCUGAACACAGAAACCCUCAUUAAUGCACUUGCAACCCUUUUCAAAGGCCCAGAGGAGGAGACGUCCAAGGCUGGAGCAAGCGAUGCACCACCCACCCCACAAAAAGAGGGUGAGGGAGGAGGAAACGAGGGGAGAGAGAGUGAACUGAAGAAGCAGGAGAUGUUGGUUCAGUACUUGAAAGACACAGAGAGCUUUGCUCUACAAGUGGAAAGAGCCAUUGCAGUAAUUAACAACAUGCUGUACUGGAAAAUAACUACAGUGGUGCAGGAGGCUGUGCAGUUCUGUGUCACAGCAUUUGAGUUUAGUGUGGCUGACUCUGUGUGUGGGGUCAGGAAGAUGCUGCCUCUGGUCUGGUCCACUGACGUCGCUGUCAAAGAUGCUGUGAUUCAAGCCUACAGACGCCUGUACCUCAAUCCUCAUGGUGACAACACCAGGGCAAAGGCUCAGACACUAGUGGACAGUCUGUCAGAGCUAAUGGUUGAUUCUUCUUUAGGAACCAUCCAGUGUCUGGAAGAGAUUGUGCAGGAGUUCUUCAGCAAUGAGAGUGCCCUGCAGUCUUCAGUUGUACAGGUUCUGUGGGAGAGGUUUUCUGGUAAACGAAACACUUCAGCACUUCACAGGAGAGCUGCAGUGCUUCUGCUGGGAAUGGCAGCACGUGCUGAGAGGGAGGUGGUUCUCAGUAAUUUGGACACACUCUGCUCUGUCGCUCUGGAAGAGAAGGUUGCAGAAGAUUAUCUCCUGGCUCGGGACACGCUUGUCACCAUCGCUAAUAUAACAGACCAUGUGAGGCAAUCAAAGGGCGUCCCCUUCAGACUUCCUAUGGACCAUCAUCUCUUCAGCUGUCUCUCACAGGCUGUUGCUGAUGGAGUGGUCCAGUCUGACCCCCAUUGGCAGCCCUUCAUGGAACAGGCUGUCCGUCUCAUCUACUUCCUGGCAGAGUCACCUGACCAGCUGUGUUCCCGCCUCCUCCAGCGGUCUGCUCGUCUCCUAUUGGAGCAAAUCACAGACGGUGGAGAGCCCAACCAAUCACAACUGUAUGAGGGUGGGUCUCAGGGCUCUGAAGAGCAAGUGAAUUGUGUGAGUCUGGCCCAGGUGUUGUCACUAUGCGGCGCAGUGGCUUUCUGGCAGGUAUCUCACCUUGAGAGAAGCGUCAGUGCUGAGCUGCGGAGGAGGAGAGGAGAAAAGGAAAAGGAGGAGGAGAAAGAGAAGGCACCUGCCAGCAAAGCAAAGGAUGCCAAUGACAGUUGUGUGGAGGAGGAGCUUGGGCUGGUGGGCGCUUCUGCUGAGGACACAGAGGCGGAGUUUAUCCGGAAGAUCUGUGAGACCGAGUUACUAGCUGAAGGGAACAUGUUGAGUGCAUUUCUGCCCCUACUGGUGAAAGUUUGCAGCUCUCCAGGCAGAUAUUCCCACCCUCAGCUCACCACUGCUGCCUGCCUGGCUCUGUCUCAGUACAUGAUGAUCAGUCCUGCUGUUUGUAAAGAUCACAUCCGUCUUAUGUUCACUGUGCUGGAGAAAUCCCCACUUCCUAUCGUCAGGGCCAACACCAUUAUUGCUCUUGGUGACCUAACGGUGCGCUUCCCGAACAUCCUGGAACCCUGGACACCCAACCUUUAUGCAAGGCUAAGUGACGUGAAUGCAUCUGUGCGUCUGACCGCCAUCACUGUUCUGACGCAGUUGGUGUUGAAGGAUGUGAUGAAGGUCAAAGGUCAGGUCAGUGAGGUCGCAGUGCUCCUGCUGGACUCCGAGCCACAUAUCGUCAGCCUCGCUCUCAACUUCUUCAAUGAGCUUUCUGCAAAGGACAAUGCCAUCUAUAACCUUCUGCCAGACAUCAUCAGUCGAUUAUCUGAUCCUGAGCGAGGGAUAAAGGAGCAAGAUUUUAACACCAUAAUGAAGCAACUUUUCUCUUACAUCACUAAGGAGAGACAGACAGAAAGUUUAGUGGAGAAGCUCUGCCAGAGAUUCAGAACUGCAAAGACGGAGCGUCAGUGGGCAGAUCUGGCUGUGUCUCUGUCUCUCUUAUCUGUGUGUGAGCGAGGUUUUAAGAAGCUGCAGGAGUGCUGGGACUGUUACAGUGAUAAACUCACUGAGCAUGGAGUCUAUCAACCCCUCCUCUCCAUCAUGGCCAAACUCCGCCGAAGAGCCAAACCACAGUUUAAGGCACAGGUUGAAGACUUUGAGAAGCGAUUGACGGCCGUUCACACUAAAGGGCUGGAGAAUGUGGAGAGUGAGGGGAGAGAACAGCAGAUGGGAGACACACAAAACCAAAACAUGCGCACACCACAGCCACACAAGAGCACUCGAAAAACCACACGAGGCCGUGGUAAGCCCAAGUUAGAUGACAGUGAACUUGUGACCCCAAAAACUACUCGCUCACGUCCCAAGCCUGUCAUCACCUUCACCAGUGAUGAGGAAGAUGAGCAAGAAGAUGAUGCUGUUAUGGCUGAGAGUGAGACGCCUAAAGUGACCACACCCAUUGCCCGCACGCGACGCACUCAUCUCAGGCACUGAGUGCUCUUAUUUCUAUUCUUAUGGUUGGGGGGGGUUAUAUCUGUUUUGUUUUUGUCUCAAACAUUUAACCUAAUGGUUUUAGACGGAUGAAAUCUGACUAUAUUUUUUUAACUUUUAAAAUAUUUUAGUUGCCCAUUCAACACGUCUUAAUUGUUUUUUAUUAAAGAUUUUAAACUAUAA